AUGGAGACAACAACAGCAGAGACACCCAAGCUUGAACGUCGUGGCUCGGCACCCGUGAAGCGAAGAGUCCCGAGGCACAUCCAGAAGCAGCGAGAAGAGGCAGCUGCCAGUGGUAGUCCGCAAACCCCCAAUGGAAUUUCGAGUUAUUACGAGAGGCCCGGCGUAAUGGCAGAGAUGGACGAAGAUGUUUGGUCGCAAUCUGAAGCAACACCAGUUGUACAACAUUUCCCAGCCGGCAAAGGUGGUCUGCCUGCAGGUGACUGGCAAGCUCUGAACCCUGGCACGACAUUCGAUCCACCUGUCAACCACAUGAUGAUCGACCCAUUGCUUCUUGGUUCUGGUGCUGCGUACCCGGCCAUGCAUGCCGAGAUGCCUCGCGAAGAGCUGAUGUACGCCAUGAACGGACCGAUACUCAAUGUCACCACCGCAUGCGAUCUCCUCGAAUUCUACUUCCAAAGUUCCUCGUCGGUAUUCAUGGAACCGGUUUCGCCGUACAUUCUCGGAUCCGUUUUCAGGAAGCGAAGUUUCCUCCGACAACACAAGCCCAGGAAAUGCAGCCCCGCUCUGUUAUCAAGCAUGCUAUGGGUCGCUGCCCAGACGAGUGAAGCGAGCUAUCUGACAUCUUCGCCGUCAGCCAGAGCUAUCAUCAGCCAGAAGCUGUGGAAGCUCACAGUAGAUCUGCUCAAGCCUCUUGUCCACUCUCCAUCCUCUCACGGUUUCGCUCCUGGACCUGGCUUGACAUCUGCCGCACACGACGCUUUCGGAGUUGACCGAGCUAUAGGACGAUACGAUGGAAGACCCGACGGAGCAAUGCCACCUACCAGCACCCUGGAUGAUGUUGCUACGUACAUCAACCUCGGAGUCGUGACGUCCGCGAGCGAAUACAAAGCGGCUUCUUUGCGGUGGUGGAACGCGGCAUGGUCGCUGGCUCGAGAACUAAAAUUAGGCCGAGAACUGCCACAAGGACCCGUGAAAGAGCGAGAGACAGCUGCAUCAGAGAAGGAGAUUGAGGCGGGUAUGCCGGAAGGCGCCAGCGCGCAGGCACCUGUGGGCACACCAUCCGCAGCAAUCGUGGAAGAGAUGAAGGAAGAAAGGCGCCGACUGUGGUGGUUGCUGUACAUGGUUGACCGGCACCUUGGCCUCUGCUACAACCGACCGUUGGCGAUGCUCGACAACGAAUGCGAGGACUUGUUCCAGCCGGUUCCUGACACCCUCUGGCAGACGGGCGAGUUCUACACUGGCCACCCUGGGUCACGGAAACGGGGACUCAAUUUUGAGUGCACAUCGCAUGACAUUUUCGGUUUCUUCCUGCCCUUGAUGACGAUUCUCGGAGACAUUGUAGAUCUGAAUGCACAGAAGAACCAUCCAAGAUUCGGCCAACGGACAUCCUGGGAGCUCCACGAGGCAGAAAUCACCCGCCAGUUAGAACGGUACGCGUACAGCAUCGAGGACUUCAAGGCACAACAUGGCUGCGGCUCGAAUGAGGAAGCGCAGGCCAACAGCACCCCAGACCCAGUUCGGAGCGAGUGGAUGCAUCAGACGAGGAAAGUCGCGGCAUAUGCCACCCACAUCAUGCACGUGUUGCAUAUCCUGUUACACGGCAAAUGGGAUCCGGUGGCACUAUUGGAGGACGACAACAUGUGGAUUUGCUCACAGUCCUUCCUUGCGGCGACUUCCAACGCGAUAUCCGCUGCGCAUGCGGUAGAAGUUAUACUGGACGUUGAUCCGGAUCUGUCGUUUAUGCCCUACUUGUUCGGCAUGUAUCUCCUGCAAGGAAGUCUGAUCCUGCUCCUUCUAGCGGACAAGCUAUCGACCGAGACCAAUGACGGGGUUAUUCGAGCGUGCGAAACCAUUGUCCGGGCACACGAGGCGGCCGUUGUGACUCUCAACACCGAGUAUCAGAGAAACUUCCGCAAAGUGAUGAUCUCGACAUUAGCGCAAAUAAAAGGCCACGGCCACGCCAGAGAGAUGACGCCUGCGAAGCGGCGGGAAGUCCUAUCCUUGUAUCGCUGGACAAGUUUAGGAAACGGAUUGGCCAUAUAA
This is a messenger RNA of Alternaria triticimaculans, 2043 nucleotides long. RefSeq lists its product as uncharacterized. Lineage: Eukaryota; Fungi; Ascomycota; Dothideomycetes; Pleosporales; Pleosporaceae. Gene Ontology annotation, molecular function: DNA binding; zinc ion binding. The coding region runs from base 1 to 2043 and encodes 680 amino acids. The transcript has 5 exons. Gene Ontology annotation, biological process: DNA-templated transcription. The record is from RefSeq and is a predicted model, not a curated record.